Molecule: messenger RNA, 4567 nt
Organism: Notothenia coriiceps (black rockcod)
Lineage: Eukaryota; Metazoa; Chordata; Actinopteri; Perciformes; Nototheniidae
Product: nesprin-2-like
Exons: 29
Molecular function (GO): protein binding
Source: RefSeq, a predicted model, not a curated record
CCAAGUCCUAUUUGAAGGGACCUCAUCGCAGAGUUGUGCCAAUCUGAAAGGAUACAGCUGAGGAUAUUUAGUGUUCAUGUUACACACCCUACUGUUCUUCAUCGUUAGACAUUAUGUACUAGCUGUGAUCCGUGACUACAGUCCUACUACAGGUUGAUCUCCUGCUGUGGUCAGAGGCUACAUGGCUUCAGGUGUAGCAGAGGAAGACGAUGGAGGCAUUCCAUUGGACAUCGACAACGUGCACAUGCUCCUCCAAGUGGAGCAUGAACAGAUUCAGAAGAGGACAUUCACCAACUGGAUGAAUGCUCAACUUUCUAAGAGAUGCUCGCCCUCUUUUGUGUCCGACCUCUUCUCUGACUUCAGAGAUGGGUCUCAACUGCUUGACCUGUUGGAGGUGAUGAGUGGCCAACCUAUGAAAAGACAAAGGGGCCGUGGGGUCUUCCAGCAGAGGGCCAACAUUGAUACCGCACUGAACUUUCUAAAGAAGAAAUCUAUCAAGCUGGUGAACAUAAACAUCCCAGAUAUCAUAGAUGGACGUCCCUCCAUCAUCCUCGGACUCAUCUGGACCAUCAUCCUCCACUGUCAUAUUGAAGAGUUGGCCAGCACUCUGUCCUACAGCUCGUGCCACUCCUCUCUGGACUCUCUGUGCAGUCUGGACUCGCGGUCCAGCAGCCCGGCCCCCCCGCUCCCUGCGGGCCGGACGUCUCCGCUGCACAAGCGCUUCCGGAUAUCAGCCAAGAAGGCUCUGCUCAUGUGGGUCAGGGACCAAUGCCAAAAGGUCGGUUGCUCCAUCAGUGUGAAGAACUUUAAGUCGAGCUGGAGAAGUGGAGAGGUCUUCCUGGCCAUCCUGUGCUCUCUCAGACCGCAGCUGGCUGACCUCUCUCUGGUUCAGUCCAGGAGCAACCAGGAGAACCUGGAGGAGGCUUUCCACCUGGCCGAGAGGGAGCUCCACAUCCCCCGCCUGCUGGACCCCCAGGAUGUCGAUGUUCCAGACCCUGAUGAGAAGUCCAUAAUGACAUAUGUGGCCCAGUUUCUGCAGUACUCCAAUGACAUGCCGUCUCCGGAUGACCAUCUGCAGCUGUUUCCUGUGGUCCAGCCCUUUUCUCUCUCACCUGUCAACCUGCCUGCUCAAUUCACUCCAGCAGUGGCUGUUUCACCGUUACGCCAGGUCUCUCCAAGUGAGCGAGCGCUGGAGGUGACCUGCUGGCUGCAGCAAACCUAUGAUGAACUGUCCGAGGCACGGACAGCUACAGAGAAAUCAAGCUUUGCAGAAAAGUAUCAGGUGUUUCAGAACCUGUUUGGAUCCUUCGCUGAGCAAAGGAGACCAGUCAUGACCCUCCUCGCUGCCGUUAGACGCUGCCCUGAGCUCAGCCAAGAGCAGUGUGCUCUCAGGACAGCGUGGGAUCGUCUGGAAGCAGAGCUGCAGAGAUGUAAAGCAGACCUGGACUCCAGCCUUCCUCCUCCUCUGGACUCGGUCGUGGCGUGGCUGCAGCGUGCAGAGGAAGCGCUAACAGAAGAGGGAGGAGGCGUGAAAGAUCAUGCUGGCGCUGCUAAAGAAGCAAGAGCUCAACAAGACACGCAAAAGACUUUAAUCAAAGAGAUGAGCUACUACGUCAACAUUAUGGAUACCUACCGCAACGUGGACGGCUCGGGGAACAUAGUUGUGCCCCUUGAGAAUUUUGAUGAGAUAAAAAGACGAUUAACCAAUAUCCGAGUCACAGCUAAAUAUCAAGGGAUCAAACUGGAAUACCAGGAAUCCCGUCACACUGUUCUGGAUGUCCUGAGCCGCAUCAGUGCUAAGGUUCAGAUCUGGAAAGCUGCCUACAUUUCCCAGGAGGCAGUUCUUCAGCUUCUGCAGGACUGGCAUGAAACUGUUGAGCGCCAAGGCCUGCUUUUGAUUCUGAUGGAUUCUCUCCAAACCCUGAAGGAGAAGGCGAACAAUUACACCAGCAAGGCAGCGCUAGGUGAGGACUUCCAGCUUGUUGCUCGUCAGGUGAAGGAAGCAGAACAUGAAGUGGAACAGAUCACACAGCCUGUGACGGCUGUCAGAUGGACGAUGGAGAGAGUGGUGUCAGCGUGGGAGAUCUACAACAAGUGCCUCUCUUCUCUACAGACGUGGCUGGCACAGAAACACUCACCUGCCCAGUGUCCUGCAGCGGGGACGAAGGACAUGAGCGAGUGGACGUCAUGUCAAGCUAAGUUAAACGAAGCGGGGAACUUCCUCAUUGAAGUGACAGAAUCUACAACCAGCCGCACAAUGGCAGAGCAACUCAGCAAAGUUAACAUGCAGUGGGCUGAAUGCAUGAAGAGGACCAUGUUUGAAGUAUCAUCGGAGCCCAGUGUUGGUCCACCUUCUCUUCAAACGAUGCAUUCACUGACCCAGGAGGCCAGCUGGCUACUGAGGCAGCCGCUGGAGGUGGCCUCCGUCCCACUGAAGGCCGCCAGGCAGAAACUACAGGGACUGAGUAAGAAGAUGGCCGAGGUGGACCUUUCAUGCCUCAGUCCAUCCACAGAGUUGCAAACAAGCAACACAGUGAACCUCCAAAAAACUCUCCCACAGGUGCUUGCUGCAGCAGAGACGAACUGUGCAGAGCUGCAGCGGGCUGCGUCGGGGAUGGAGGGCCGUCUGGCUGAGCUGGACCGCUGGAGCUCAGAGGCUCUGGACUGGCACCAGCUCAGGGAGGACAGGAAGCACAGAGGGCGCUCUGCAUUGGAACCUGCAGCCAAAGUGCUGAUUUCUCGAGGGCCGCAGCUUGAGAAGCAGGUUGUAUCUGAGGGACAGGAUCUCCUGGAUCUUGUGGCACGAGUUCAGAAAACCUCUCCUCUACAGAACCUCAGCACCUCUGACCUGCAGGACAGGAUCUCAGAGGCAGUCUCCCACUGCCAGGAGAUUUUUGGAAUGUUUUGCUCUCUUGGGUUUCUGCAACCUGUUGAAACAUCCCGUAAGACUCCAGGAGAGCCAGAGGCAGGGUUAUUUGUUGUGGCCAGAACCAAACAUGUACACCAGAUUGGGAAUGUGAUGCUGCAAAACCAGGAGCCAGGUCUGGCUUCACCUGAGACUCCAUCUGUUACGCCUCAACCAAGGAUGACAGGUCUUCGAGGUUGGACCAAGAAUCAGCCUGCGAAUACAAAUGAUAAACCAACCAUUGUUAUAACUCAAGCUGAACCUGAACCUGUAUUCCAGUUAUUUUCUAAAUCCAGCACUCGAGUUUCAUGUCCAAGUCAAAAGGAUCAACCUCUACCUGCUAGGAUCCAAACUCCAGUCGGACCAAAAAGUCCAGUUCUGUCUAAAUAUGUGACGAGUCCAGACCCAGAGGAAAAGGAAAGCUCCUCUUCAUCAAAAAGUCAAACGUUGAAAACCAGAAUAAGAGGGCAGCCCAACCCUGCACAGAGUGAUACGACCUCUCCAAAGCCUCUGGUGAUGGUCCGCAGUGAAGUUCACUCCAGAGCGCAGUCGAUGGCGAGGAGCCGGCUGGAGAAGGCCCGGUCUCGCCUGCAGGGACGCAUCCAACAAGCCAUCAGGUUGUUUGGUGGCAGAGAGGUGUCCGUGUCCCAAGCCAAGAAGAAACAGAAAGCUUUAAAGACUCUGCAGCCUGCCAUCCUGGAUGAGUUCCUCAGUGCUGUGGAGUGUUUGGGGGCCUUUUGCACGGGGCCCCAGCUCCAGGACCUGAUGCUCCACUCAGACUCAGUCAGAAAGCAGUGGGAGGAUGUACGCAGAGAUAUGGCUGCCUUUGUUCCCAUCUUUUGGUGUCAGAUCAGAGAUGGACAUCAGUCAUUUUCUGCUGCGCAAUGUGAAACUCAAACUAACGCUCUGCACGUAACCACUGACCAGACUGACCAUGACUCUGUGUCGCAGCACCAGGUCGUCAUGGAUGGAGCUGCAUCUGAUGAGGUUGAAUCAUUACAAGAGCUGUGUGAGACACUAACACAGGGACAGUCCUUCUGCCAAGCAACCGACCAGCUCCAGGAGUCAGAUGAAGCUCAAGAAACACAAUCCAGUGACGCAGUGCUCACUUCUGACUGGGGACGGCAGCCCCGGGGAACCCCCCUGCUGAGAAUGUCGGCCGACACGCAGCACAGCAACCGUCAGACACAAAGCGUGGACAGACAACAACAAGACCUCUCACCUGUGUGUGGCUCUGUGACAGCGCAGCCUCAGGGUGAUAUCCUCCACCUGCGGGCUCAGGAUGUCCCGGCAGAGAGGGAGGGGGAACGUAGAAGCUGUGGGUUGGAGAAAAAACUGAAGUCUGCACUUAGAUCCAAAGAGCAGCCGCUGAAAGCUCGUCUGCUGCACUUCACAGAGAGCAGCCAGCAGACCCGGGCUCACAUACAGGCGGUUGUCAGGGGCGACACUGUGGAGACCAAGCAGGAGGCCGAGUGGACCGUCAUCCCAGAGACGGCCGCCUCACAACAGGAAGUGAUCUCCUCGGAACAGGAAGUACUGGAAAGGUACAGAAAGUCCUGCUCGGCUUUUCACUCUCAACUCCAGAAGAACAAAACACAUUUGGAGGAGUUUAUCCCAGACUCUGUCAGCUUUUCUACCCUGCAGGACCGAAAGAAGCUACAG